Molecule: messenger RNA, 1173 nt
Organism: Schistocerca nitens (vagrant locust)
Lineage: Eukaryota; Metazoa; Arthropoda; Insecta; Orthoptera; Acrididae
Product: WAS/WASL-interacting protein family member 2-like
Exons: 2
Coding region: 1-1173 (390 amino acids)
Source: RefSeq, a predicted model, not a curated record
AUGUCGCAGCAGACGGACGUGCGCGGAGCGACGGGUGUGGCGGAUCGCCGUCCGGCGGGGCUUGCCCCGUCGGCGGCCCCAUCCGGCCCCCCAUCUAUGACGACCAGAGCUAUGGCAGAGAGGAACACGAUUAUGACGGACCCGGCUUCGACUAUGGACCUCGAUUUGGCCGAUUUCUCCGAUACUUCCAUCGACGACGACGUCGUCCUGAGGCAGACACCGUCGACGGCGGCUUCUCGGAAGAAGAGGGGCACUGAUAGUGGUUCGCGCGCUGCCGAUGUGCCGGAUGAUGGCUUCCGCAGACCGCCGAAGAAGCGUCAAGCGCGGGCGGCGCAAGCUCAGCCGCAGGCGACGGAUAUUCCGGUGCACAACCGAUUCGAUGACAUCCCUGAAGACGCUGACGAUGCGGCUCCGCCCACUCUCCAGCACCAGGCGCAGCAGCAACACCGCUCUGUGUUCAACAUCAUCAAUGGCGCGCCCGCGGCUCGUCGCGGUCGCAGCCAUGACGCCGCCGCCACUUUUGCACCAACACAUUCACGCACCGCAAAACAGCUCGCCGACCCACCGACACAGCACAGCCGACAAACAAAAACAACCGCGGCGGCGGCAACAAAACAAAACAAACACCUCGCACCAAGCGUCCGACAGAAAACAAACGGACAGGCACACAGGCCUCUGCUAACGACCACGACACAGCGGCACGCUGCCCCUUUCCCGCCACUCUCGAUUCACAGCGCACGCGACCCCGUCGUCGACGACGACACGCGACGGGCUCGCUUCCCGCAACCUACACCUUUCCGCCACUACGCACGGCUCCACCCGACGCCCGUCGCAACGGCACUACUGCACGCACUAUCACCCCCGCCGCCGCCGCCGCCGCCGCCGCCUCCUCCUCUCUCCCCCUUCCCGUACACAACAACACAGCCAAAAACACACUCACGACCCAAACAUAACAACAUGGCACGUGCAUCGGCGCACACCCCCAACCAGUCACCGUCGACACAACCACACGCAAGGCACGGAAAAACCGGCGUCCUUCCACGUUGCCAUCAAAGCAGCACAAACAACCACACAGGAGGAACCACCAACAACUGCCGGCCGGCCGGCAACCACCAAACGCACAUUCCCGCUCGCCACCACACACCUCUCGGCAGCCGUUUCGCAAAGACAUGA